UAGAUACUCUUUGAUCAUUAAUUUUGACGUCGAAAAGUGUCGUAGAUUUCACAAUCACAAAUUUCACAAAAAUAAAUAAAAAUAUAAACCUAUUCGCAAAAAAAACAAAUCAAUAAAGUUUUUAAAGUGCGCAUAAAAAUUAACCAUCAUUGCGUCCUUAGACGGCAAUAUGUUAAGGUUCCGCCCCAAGUUGGGUAGUGAACGGAGCAGCGAGUGGAGAUGCUGCUUCUGCCUGCACGUGCGCACCGGCACCAUCCUGCUGGGCUCAUGGCAUCUGAUGCUGCACCUAGUAGCCCUCGGGUUCCUGGCAGCCGUGGUGCGCGACCCGAGGCUGCUGGAGGAGCUGCAGCGCGACGGGGACGUGGGCGCCGCCAUGCCCACGCCGCUGAGCAACGUGGAGCCGCCGCCCAGCGCCUACACGCAGUCUAAUGUGCCGCCGAGAGACCACUCGCUUAUUUACCAUGACGUGGACAUGGGUGCCCUGCUUACAGUGUGCACGCUGGCCAUCACCCUGAUGCUGAUCUACGGCGCGGCGCGCGGCAAGCCGGCCCAUCUGCUGCCCUUCUUCUGUCUGCAGAUCUUCGACUUCGCCAUCACAGUUCUCACCGCCACCGGCUACCUGUGCUACCUGCGCUCCAUCCACCACCUGGUGGAGGAGACCACGAAGCGCGUGCCGUGGCGCGCCGAGCUGCUGCGCCUGCCCGCGCCCGCGCUCGCCAUGGUCGUGCUGUCCGCGUUCAUGGCCGCCGUGCUGCUGAAGGGCUACUGCAUCAGCAUCGUGUGGCGCUGCUACAAGUACCUGACCAUGCGCGUGCACAUGCGCGAGUCACUCACGCCCUUCGUGAUCUCGAGCGAGGGCGUGGUGUCGCGCGCGCCGCCCGCGCCCUCGCCCGCGCCCGACUACUCCACGCUGCUGCCCGACUACGACGAGGCGGUGAAGCAGACCCCCCCGCCGUCUUACCACGCCGCGACGAUGAUGGCUGCUGCUGACCCGAGUGUUACUACUACUGUUGCUGUGAGUUGGCCAUGCAAUUAUUAUAUUUUAGGGUCAUCAUCAUCACGAUUAAUCAUGGAGACAACAGCAUCGGCCCCCGCCUCCGCGCCCGCCCCCGCCCCCGCGCACACCGUGGUCAUGCUGCCGCCAGAGGGCGCCGCGCCCGCGCAGUCUCGCGUCUGA
Molecule: messenger RNA, 1177 nt
Organism: Plutella xylostella (diamondback moth)
Lineage: Eukaryota; Metazoa; Arthropoda; Insecta; Lepidoptera; Plutellidae
Product: lysosomal-associated transmembrane protein 4B
Cellular component (GO): lysosomal membrane
Source: RefSeq, a predicted model, not a curated record